This is a messenger RNA of Debaryomyces hansenii CBS767, 909 nucleotides long. RefSeq names its product Lhp1p (gene LHP1). Bases 1 to 909 code for a protein of 302 amino acids. Gene Ontology annotation, biological process: RNA processing. Gene Ontology annotation, cellular component: nucleus. Gene Ontology annotation, molecular function: mRNA binding. The transcript has a single exon. NCBI's taxonomy places the organism in Eukaryota, Fungi, Ascomycota, Pichiomycetes, Serinales, Debaryomycetaceae. The record is from RefSeq and is a predicted model, not a curated record.
AUGACUGAUUUCGUUUAUCAAGGCCCUGACUUUGAAGAGAAAGUCAAGAAGCAAGUAGAAUUUUAUUUCUCUGACAGUAACUUGCAAACAGAUAAAUUUUUAUGGCGUAUUUAUGAGGCCAACGAUGGAUGGGUUGAGUUGAAGACUAUUUUAACUUUUGGCCGUAUGAGACAAUAUCGUCCAGAAGACAAGGUUAUUGCUGCUUUGAAGACGUCAGAAAAGUUGGUGCUUUCCCCAAAAGAGGAUAUGGUUAGAAGAAAGGACCCAUUGAAAGAGUUCAAUGAAUUGAAGAACACCAGAAAGAGAAAUUCCGUGCAUAUUGAAGGGUUCCCAAACGAAAUCACCCAAGAAGACUUAGAAGAAUUUUUCAACACGAAGAUAAUUCCUAACUUACCAAAAGAAAAAGUCAUUUGUUCGAUUCGUCGAAUUAAGACCAGGUCCACCAAAGAAUUCUUUGGUGUAGUUGAUAUUGAAUUCAAGACCCAAGAAGAUACUGACUAUUUCUUGAAAGAAAUAGAAAUCAGCUAUCCUCAAGGAAUUGUUGCCAAGGACUCAGCUGAUGUUGGUGAAAAGUCUGUUUUGAGAAAGAUGUCACUUUUAACAUUUCAGGAAAUGAGAGAGAGUAGUAAAAGAUUUGGUGUCAACGAAGUCACAAAGAGACGUAACAGUUUCAAUGAUUCCAGGGGUAAUAAAAAGUUUGGCAAAGGUUUCAAGGGCAAGAAAAACAACAGACGUCCAUCUAAGGGACAAGAAGAUUCAAAUGACGAGGAAUCUGCAAAUAUCUCCAAAGUAGUUGAAGAGCCUUCGAAUGAUUCUGAAAACGCUGAAUCUGUUCCAUCUAAGUCUACGAAUGAUGAAGAAAAGAAAUCUGAAGCCCCAGAAGACAAGAAAAAUGAAGCAGAAAAUUGA